CUGGUUUUUAAGUCUCCAUGACGCCUCAGAAGAACGUGGUUGAGCCUCUAGUGAGUGCAAUAAAAUCUUCAGCCCAAAAAAAUGCUGCGAGUUUUCACUUUCCUGGGCACAACAGAGGGAACGCUGCACCUGCUUCCAUGACUGGACUUAUCGGAAGAACAGCCUUUGUUCAUGACUUGACUGUGCUUCAUGAGCUUGGCAAUCUCUUUUGUCCCUACGGUCCCAUACUAGAAGCACAGGUUGAAGCAGCAAAACUGUUCGGAUCUUCACACACAUGGUUUCUUGUCGGAGGUACAACAUGUGGAAUCCAAGCAGCCAUAAUGUCGACAUGUUCUCCGGGGCAAGUUCUCAUUCUUCCUAGGAAUUCUCAUAUAUCAGCCAUAUCUGCAUUGGUAUUGUCUGGUGCAGUGCCUAAGUACAUCAUUCCUCACUUUCUCGAUCAUUGGGACGUUGCUGCUGCUAUCACCCCAUCUCAGGUAUCGAAAGCCAUCCAGGAGCUAGAAAUGGAAGGGAAAAAAGCAGCAGCAGUGUUCAUCACUUCACCAACUUAUCAUGGUCUUUGCAGUGACUUGACCACCAUUUCUGAGCUCUGUCACUCUCAUAAAAUCCCUUUGAUCGUGGACGAAGCUCAUGGCGCACACUUUGGAUUUCAUUCAAAACUACCCAAAUCAGCUCUCCACCAAGGUGCUGAUCUUAUCGUGCAGUCCACUCACAAAGUUCUAUGCUCUCUUACUCAGUCAUCCAUGCUGCACAUGUCAGGCAACAUUGUAGACAAGGACAAAGUUUCUAGGUGUCUCCGAACUCUCCAAACCACAAGCCCUAGUUUUCUGCUUCUGGCAUCCCUUGACGCUGCCAGAGCUCAAAUCAGUGAGAACCCUGAUUCUGUAUUCAACCGAGCAAUUGCAUUAGCCGAUGAAGCAAAGCGUGUGCUAAAACAAAUCCCUGGAAUCUCAGUACUUGAGAGUUCAAGCUUUCCAGCAUCUCCCGCAGUUGAUCCAUUGCGUCUCACUGUAGGGUUUUGGAAUCUUGGAUUAUCAGGUUCCGAAGCAGACGAAAUCUUAUACAAGGAUUACGAAGUCAUCUGUGAACUCAUUGGGAAUAGAUCUAUUACUUACGUGCUUAAUCUUGGGACUUGCAGGGAGCAUGUCCACAGGCUUGUGUUGGGUAUAAAGCGUUUGGCUGCAACACAUGGUUCCAUUUCAAAACCUGAGAAGAAAAUGGUGAAUAAUGUUCAUGCACCCUUUGAUGAUAUAACGAUGAGUAUGAUCCCCAGAGAUGCGUUUUUUGCAAGUAAAAGGAAAGUGGCAAUAAGAGAGAGCAUUGGUGAGGUUGCAGGGGAGCUUAUAUGUCCGUACCCUCCUGGUGUACCAGUGUUGAUCCCUGGUGAGGUUGUAACUGAAAAGAUUGUUGAUUAUCUGCUUCAUGUUACGAGUAAAGGAGCUGAAGUUAAUGGAGCAUCUGAUUCCUCGCUUUCUUCGAUACUUGUUUGCGGUAAAUUAUGAGCGGGGAAGGAGCACGCUUAAGCUAAAACUUUCCGAAGUGGUG
Messenger RNA from Vigna unguiculata (cowpea), 1545 nucleotides. RefSeq lists its product as uncharacterized. The record is from RefSeq and is a predicted model, not a curated record. Lineage: Eukaryota; Viridiplantae; Streptophyta; Magnoliopsida; Fabales; Fabaceae. Gene Ontology annotation, molecular function: catalytic activity.